Messenger RNA from Osmia lignaria (orchard mason bee), 930 nucleotides. NCBI's taxonomy places the organism in Eukaryota, Metazoa, Arthropoda, Insecta, Hymenoptera, Megachilidae. The record is from RefSeq and is a predicted model, not a curated record.
UAUUUAGUAUACUAUUUAACGAGUAAAUAGGUUUUAUUAAUAGCUGUUGGGUAUUUGUAUAAAUGAAGUAGAAAUUAUUUCAUACUAAUUAUACUUGAACCAAUUCAUAUGGAAGUGCCAACGGAACUUGAUUUUAAGAAUAUCGCAAAGGACUAUUAUAAUAUUUGGAACUUUCCCAGUUGUCUCGGCUCUAUUGAUGGGAAACACAUUAAAAUUAAAUGUCUUCCACAUUCUGGUUCUGUUUUAUAAUUAUAAACAAUUUUUUUCGAUUGUUCUUCAAGGAGUAGUAGAUGCAAAUUAUAAGUUUAUGAACAUUGAUGUUGGUGGUUAUGGAAAACAGAGCGAUGGUGGAACAUUAAGAUCUUCGACUUUUUUUUAUAUAUGUCAGAUGGACGUCUCACUAUUCCAAAUGACACUGCACUGCCGAAUUCAGAAAUUAAUGCACCUUAUGUAUUUAUAGGAAAUGAAGUUUAUCCGCUUUUGAAAAAUUUAUUAAAACCUUACAGUGGACAACAGUUAAACGCACACAAAGAAUAUAAUUUUAAUGCAAGAUUGUCAAGAGCUCGAAGAACCGUUGAAUGCGCUUUCGGAAUUAUUUUCUCUAAAUGGAGAAUUUUAAGCAAAGCCAUAGAAACUUCUGUAACUGUAGCAGACGAUAUUGUUAAAGCUAUUUGCGUCUUGCAUAACGCUAUUAUUGAUAAAGAAGGUACUGAGCAUCAUUUACGGAAUUUAUCUUUUGCAAGAGAAUUAAGUGUGAGGCAUGAUUUUGAUAGGCCAACCCAGCUGGCUCAAAACCUAUUAUCAUUGCAAUGAUCGACGCUCAUAUCGUUUAUCGACGCUCCAACAUAAACGUGCCCUAAUGCAUUAACAUAUGGGGAAACUUUGACGGCUUUUUUCUAGGGUAACGGUUGAUUUCUGGCACAUGGUUCC